Molecule: messenger RNA, 959 nt
Organism: Musa acuminata AAA Group (dessert banana)
Lineage: Eukaryota; Viridiplantae; Streptophyta; Magnoliopsida; Zingiberales; Musaceae
Product: probable protein ABIL5
Exons: 8
Coding region: 17-811 (264 amino acids)
Source: RefSeq, a predicted model, not a curated record
GCCGCCUUACAGGUUGAUGGAGGAAGGCAAAGAUACCAAGGUGUCGACAACCGUCAUUUCCAAAGUGCCAUCGACUCAGUACAGGGAGUACGAGAGCGAGGAAGAGCGUUUCCACCAUGCUCUACUGGAGUUGAAGGACCUGCGCUCACAGCUCCACCAUGCAGCGGAUUACUGCGAGACUGCGUUUUCCAAGUCCGAGCACAAGAAAAUGAUUUUGGAGGGUACAAAGAGCUAUAUAUGUGAAGCCAUGGUGGCAGUCGUCGACCAUUUAGGAAAUGUCUCCUCCAAGCUGGAGCAGAGUCCCCUUGCCAAUGCCGUGGUUGUGCAGACAGAGCAAAGGAUUGAUUGCUUGAAGCAGAGACUUCUCACCUGUCAACACUAUGCUACAAGUCUCGAAUUGUCUAGCAUGCAACUAAGCAUCAAGUUCCCUCGACAACACCAGCAUUAUGUUUCACCAGCGGCCCAGUGUAUUGGGAAGUCAAGUGAUGAUCUCUCCAGGACUGAGGGGACAAAUUCUCAACCAGCUGAAGUUCCUAUCACCAAAGACCAUUCAUCAGUGACGGAACAUUUCUUGGGUUCCCAAGCUGGUACUCAUUUCAUGCCGGCAAGCAAUGGAACGAUUUCGGGAGUAGAGCUUGCUAAAGCAGUUCCAGUUCUAGAAGGACCAUCCAUGCUCUCAAAACCACGUAAUUCUUCAUUUAGUUGCAAGUCAGAGGAUCUAUAUAUGCUGGAAGGUGUCAAUCAAAAAAAGAAGCCCGUGCAAAUAGACAACUUUUUGUCAUUCUUGCGAUUUAAUAAAAGAAAGAUAUAAAAAGUGCAUUAUGGAUAUCGCUACUCGAUCCCUUAUUUAAACAUCAAUUUUACUUGUGGUCCUAUAAUUUUGCAUUUAAUUAGAAGCCAUCAGCUGCCUAUGUUCUUCUAAGUGUGACACAGGUUGUGAAUGUUUAGCAUCUUGAAUG